AUGGUGGUGUUUUGCUUUUUGGUGGAUCAAAAACGUAAGGUGAAGAGAACGAAGCCGGUGGCGGGAUCGUGUUCGAGAUGCCGGCGAGGAGCAAGUGUGGCUGAAAUCAUAACCAAAACCAGAUUCUGUCAUAUCCCAUUUCACCGGAGAUCUUACAAGGCUAUUCUUUGCACUUUCUGUGGUGCCACUCUUAAAACCUAUCCAUGA
Molecule: messenger RNA, 207 nt
Organism: Cynara cardunculus var. scolymus (artichoke)
Lineage: Eukaryota; Viridiplantae; Streptophyta; Magnoliopsida; Asterales; Asteraceae
Exons: 1
Coding region: 1-207 (68 amino acids)
Source: RefSeq, a predicted model, not a curated record